CAGUGGAACAUUUGUCAAUCUGAAAACAUACGGAAAGAUUGUUGAGUCGCGAAGUGAUUACCGUGAUGUAUUUUUGGUUUUCCUGUCGCGAAAUACAGGUCGGGAUCACUUAAACUCGUCGGCAAUUGCCCAUUGUUUAGUUGUAGAUCUCUCGUUCAAAAGCCAGUGUCGUGAAUUGUCCAUGUAAGAUGUAAAUAGCCAUCAAAGGAGUUUUGUUUAUCGACCGACCGACCACUUAUCAAUCACAACUGCGUCAGUCGGCCAGCACGGAGGCGGCGGCGGACGGGAGGAUUCGUCACCCAAAUAUACACCGCCGACUCGAAUUAUCAAGCGGAAAUGAAUCUUAUCUAUUGGUUCAGCGGAAUUUUAACUGUUCUAACGGCCAUCAUUUACUACUAUCCGGCGUUCUUCUACAUCUUCCUGUUUGUAUUGUACUCGGCUAUUUUGGUCGUUUGCGCAAUAUUUGGUACGAUCUAUGUUCAUUUCUGUUUAUCAUCGAAAACGCAACCGCCAAAAAAUCAUCAACCAUCAAAUGUCUUAUACAAUGCUACUAGAGCCAGUAUUUUUGACCCACCUAAUCCUAUCAAGAACCCAUCAAACCUGCCUUUGCUUUUCGGCAAAACCGUUGACCUACAACUGCAACAAAUCAUCGAAUACACGCUAAGAGAUUUUAUAUCACCAUGGCUGGGAUAUGUUGUAACUAGGCCGAAACUUCUAAUAGAUUUACUUAGAGAAGAUGUUUGGAAUGCAAUCCAGAAACUACGCGAGCGAGCCGUCAAAGUUGAUGCUUCAAAGAUGAUCGCCGUGGACAUGGUGACUAAAGCCACUAUUCAUUUAGAGAAGAUUCGUAUAGCUGAGGCUAGAGCUUCAGAGUCAACAACACAGCCCACAUUUGCAGUUAAUUCCUAUCUUCAAUCAGAGGAACGCGAGCUACAGUUCUUGCAACGGCUCAGUGAAAUAAUGAUAAUUCUCUUACUGCCACGAGGAUAUUCACUUUCUCCACUUAAGGUUCUUCUCAGCGAAAUACUGUCUUACAAAAUAUUUUUUCCAUUGAUCAAAAUGAUAACAUCGCCGGAUUAUAUUAAUCAGAAAAUUGUUCAGAACAUCGAGAGUCGUCUAGCAACGGCUGCAAUCAACAAGCGCAGUUAUGAAUAUGCCGCAAGUUUUGAGGAUUUUUUAAAAAUUAUACAAAACUCCACGAGCUUGGAGGAACUCUUACAAAUAAGAACCAGUAUUAUCAACGAUCUUAUGCACGCGACAACAAUGCAGAAUCUUCAACGGGCGAAAGGACUAGAUCCGGAGAUCGAGGAGAAUUGUCUCUCAAGAUCAGAGCUCUCGGCAGCCGUACGACUGAAACGAUACAUACAGCAACUAACUUAUGCCAAAGCACAAUGUGAAAAGAAUUUAAUGAAAUUGGGAUGGGAUGGACACUUCACUAAUGAUUUGAAUCUCUCUAUGUUGGACAUUCUCUCAACCGUAAUAGGUCGCCGUUACUUAACAAUAUUCCUUGAGCCAUUGAAAGCCAGCUCAUUAGUUGGCUUCUACUCAUCCGUGGAGGAAUUGAAACAUGCCCCGAAACCGAUGUGGCACCAACUCGGUGCUGAAAUAUUUUAUACUUACAUACGCGUACCAAUGCCAGAAAUCAUAGUGGAUAAGACUGAACGAAAGAAAAUCGAGACAUUUUUACUCGGUGAUUCUGGAGCCGAGGUUCUCUACGAUUUACAAAAGAAUGUUCUCAAAACACUUGAGGAGAAAUAUUAUCCAUCGUUUUUACUAAGCGAACAGUACAGGCAAUUGAAAGAGGCGCUUUCAUCUGAGGAUAUAAAAGAGAUAUCUUUGGUGUCAAUUAAAGAAAGUCAAGAUGACCCAGUGACAAGUUUCGAAAACGAUUGUAAUUUAGAUUUCACAACUAAUUCAACUUAUGCCCGAAAUAAAUUAGAACAGCUGCAAGAAAGGCUAGACAAUAAAAAUCAAGCACUGGAAGCUUUGAAAUCGUCAGUGAAACCUGAGUCCAAAGUACUUUCAAUCCUUGAAAAGGAAGUAGAUUGGUUGCGAGGUGAAAAACGACAAAUCGAAGCUCAUCUGAUACGAACUGACGCUUGGAGUGAACAUCUGGGGAAGUGGAAAGCCAGCAUACAGAGUGUUGAUGUACCAGACGACAAAGAAUCUCUACAAUUUAUGAUAUUGGUGCAUGUGGACGAAGAUAUAAAUGUUAAUCACUCGCAAUCAGUCUCGAAUGGAAAAUGUGAAACGGACAGCAUUUCGAGUGGUUGGGUUGUGCUACGAUCUCUAAAUCAAUUUCAUGAACUUCAUAGAAAAUUGAGACCAUUGUGUAAUGAUUUGAAGUCUUUUGACUUACCGAACACAUUUAAACUCUUCUUUCUCAAGAAUGACAAAAGCUCUUUAGAAAAAGUGAAAGGUCAAAUCCAAAAAUAUUUGAAUUUCAUCCUCGAAAAUGAUCACCUGAACAGUAGUGAGGCUGUGUAUGCAUUUUUAAGCCCUAGUUCUGAACACCUUAAACAAGCUACUCCCUCUCCUAAAAAAUCGAAAUUUUCCCUAUCAACCCUAUUCAAAAGUGAUUCAGGUAAGUCGGAAGCUUGCAAGAACGAUCCAUUCUGGGGCUUAACCGGGCAUCGAGAAGAUGACGACAUAUCAAUGUACCUUGACGGGUUCGAUACGGAAACCAACAAUAAAUUACACACCGAUGGGGAUAGCAAGGAUUCAAUAGCUGAGCCGUUAUAUGCCUUAAUGGGUGAGAUAUUCGAUAUGGGUGGACUGUUCAAAUGGCUUCGAAAGAGCUUGAUAUCUUUUGUACAGAUAACAUAUGGACGAACGAUAAAUAGACAAAUUCGUGAUUCAAUAAGUUCAUUGUUUGACGAGUCGAUGUUACAUUUCUAUGCAUCGACGGCAUUGAAAGCAUUCUGGCCAGGUGGAGUGCUGGCUUCAUCAUAUCCUGAACGAUCUGAUGAUAUGAAGGAAAUGACAACAAAUGCAGCUAAAGCGUUGCUUAUCGAUAAUAUACCUGAGGUUUUAUGUAAUUUAGUAGGAGCACAAACAGCCAAACACGGCGCACUCAAAGUUUUUGAAGCGGUACAAAAUGCUACGUACAAUAAGCAGUUAUUUUAUGACCUAUUGGAGACAGUAAUGUUGGAAAUUUUUCCUGAAAUUCGUCAACUUAAACCAACAACCACGAAAUCUACCAUAAACUCGCAUAUUAAAUAAAUGUGAUUCAUGCAUGCUUUGUAGACUUAUGAAUGUUGCAUAUAAAACUCAUGAUCAAAACACUGAUCUUCAGAAUGCGAUAUAAACAUGAGUAAGCGACUCUCGUUUAUCUGAAUAUUUUAUUUGAACGUGUAAAGAUAUGCUCCAGAAACCCGUCAAAGAGGAGAAUGUGCAUAUGAUAUGAUCGUUUGUUCAGUUUUAGAUUACUUUUGCAAAGUAGUUUAUGGAAUUUUUUUACGUUAAAGGGUAUUUGUUAUUUUGUUAUUUUUUAGCUGUUUGUUAUCCAAAAUAACGGAUCAGUUCCAGUAGAUGAAUUUUAGAUAAGACUUAAAAAAGGAAACUGUGCUAUUAGCAAUUGUAAGGCAGCUUCAUACGUGCUAAAAGUAAAUAUAAUUGAAUGAAGCGCUGCUUUCAAUUGAGCUUGGUAAUGCUUUGCGGAUAAAAUUGCGAGAAAAUUAGAAUUGGCUCUACUUUCAGAUUUGAGUUUCGCGUGCAAGAGUAUCGUUUAUUACUGAUGUUGCAGAUUAGCAUGCUGCAUGUCUACUGAAUCUUACCUAAACUUAGGUCACAAGACACAAUUUAAAGAACUCUCACUAAACAUAAACAUGAAGUGCAAACACCUUUUCAUUCUUUUAUAAAACAUUCCGUAAAAGCACAAAGCAUUCCAAGAAAAAACAACUGAAAUGGUCACUUAAAAACACUGUGAAGAAAAUUUUGUAUCAAAGACCAAUAUUUCACACGAGGGAGAAUCGAAUGUUUUUCAUUCUUUCUCGCUUUCAAAAAUCCAGUGGAUAUUUUUUAAUUUUCAAACUGAUAUAAAGUAUACAAUUUUUUAUUUUUGAUAUUCUAUACGAUAUUAAUAUGCAAAUAAAUAGUUUCUAGAUACACGUAUAAGUACCCUGUCUGUGUAUGCAAUUGUGCAUGUAUAGUGCUCUAAUAAUGUCUAGUCAAAAACAUUCAAAGAAUACAGAAUACUUUAAGUUGAUAACAAAUGUUGAUAAUUGAUGUAUGUAACACUAAUUGAUGGCGCUGAAGAAAUUUGAUAUUUGUACAUUGUUAAUCAAUGUAAAUAACGAUGUUAUAUGAAAAUAAAAAUGUACUAAAUUCAA
This is a messenger RNA of Hermetia illucens (black soldier fly), 4331 nucleotides long. It is a transcript of the gene snz, whose product is annotated as sorting nexin-25. Gene Ontology annotation, cellular component: intracellular membrane-bounded organelle. NCBI's taxonomy places the organism in Eukaryota, Metazoa, Arthropoda, Insecta, Diptera, Stratiomyidae. The record is from RefSeq and is a predicted model, not a curated record. The transcript is spliced from 11 exons. Bases 337 to 3222 code for a protein of 961 amino acids. Gene Ontology annotation, molecular function: phosphatidylinositol binding.